This is a messenger RNA of Lutzomyia longipalpis, 2200 nucleotides long. RefSeq names its product luciferin sulfotransferase-like. Gene Ontology annotation, cellular component: cytoplasm. The record is from RefSeq and is a predicted model, not a curated record. The transcript has 4 exons. Gene Ontology annotation, biological process: sulfation. Bases 79 to 1116 code for a protein of 345 amino acids. Lineage: Eukaryota; Metazoa; Arthropoda; Insecta; Diptera; Psychodidae. Gene Ontology annotation, molecular function: sulfotransferase activity.
CAAGUUGUGUAUGAUAAGAAAUUCAAACAUUUGAAUGAGAGAGUGCAUCAGUCAUUGCGAGUUAGUGCGAUAGUGAGGAUGUCGUUCAUUUACGAGAGAGUUCUCGAUGAGGAAUUUAAAAAAAAGGCAGAAUAUUUCGGAAUCAGUGAAUUCAUUAAAAUUCAAACGAACUCUGAUGUGUCUGUAGCUAAGAAAUGGUGCCCCCAAUCAUAUUUCUUCCCAUCUAAGUAUCGCGAAAUUUGUCAAGAUAUUUUGAACUUCAAAGUACGUCCUGAUGAUGUGUGGGUAGUUACAUUCCCAAAAUGUGGAACAACCUGGACGCAGGAGAUGGUGUGGCAAAUUUGCAACGAUUUGGAUUUUGGAAAGGGAAAAUCCAUCAAUCUCAACACGAGAUUUCCUUUCCUUGAAUUAGAAGGUAUUGCAAGUAGUGAGCUUAAAUUUGACACUGUGGAAUUUACAAAGAAUUUAGCAUCACCACGUCUUAUUAAAAGUCACCUCCCUGCUCCACUCCUGCCCAAAGAAAUUUGGACAGUUAAGCCUAAGAUCGUUUAUGUUGCUCGCAAUGUCAAAGACGCUGCUAUUUCAUACUUUCAUCACUAUAGAAGUCUUCAAGGAUAUAAAUUUUCUUUUACUGAUUUCCUUGAUGUUUUCCUGAAUGAUGCUGUUAUUUAUGCCCCAUAUCACACCCACAUUGUUGAUUUCUGGAACAUGAGGAACGAAGAGAAUAUUCUCUUCAUCACAUAUGAAGAAAUGAAGAAAAACCAUCCAGAGGUAAUUAGAAGGGUUGCAGAAUUCCUGGAAAAACCUCUUACAGAUGAACAGAUAACGAACCUGGCUGAUCAUCUUAAGUUCGACAAUAUGACGAAAAAUGCAUCAGUGAACUUCGAAGAAGAGCUGAAUUACAUACAAAAAGUCAUAAAGAAGAAAAAGGAAAAUGAUUACAAUUUUAUUAGGAAAGGAAAAGUCGGAUCGUACCAUGAUGAAAUGACCCCAGAAUUGAUUGCGAAAUUCGACACAUGGAUUGAGGAAAGAAUGGUUCAAUACCAGAUGGAUCCUCAUCUUCGAGAAAUUUUUAUUACCAACAAAGAAUCUGGUUUCAAAAGUAGCGAGAAAUGAGUCUUAAUUUUAUUUUUUAAUUCACGACAAUAUUUUUAGCUGUGAUUCUUUCUUCAAAGAAUUUUUAGCUGUGAUUCUUUCUUCAAAGAAGCACAGCUUCUGUGUACACUCAAAAAUGCAAAGUCGUCAGAUCGGGCUCAAACUUGGGAUGAGCACGAAUUAGGGUCCCCACAUUCCAAAAAACGGUGGCGCCAAAAAUGUGUCCGGCCGUCCGGCCGUCCGUCCGUCCGUCCGUCCGUCCGGCCGGAAUAUAACACAAUAUUGCAAGAGAACGGUAAUAGAUAGAAACUUGCGGUCAACGGCAAAGUUCAUAUAUCGGGUGGAAGACAUCCGAUUAUGACGUCAGAUCCGACCCCCCACCCCUCCGUCCGCCAUUUUGAAUAACCCCAAAAUUUUGUUUUCGCUAUAUCUCAGCCCCUAUUAUAGCUAGAGGGCUGAAAUUUUUAUAUGUUGUAGGGGACAUCAAGACCUUUCCAACGAUGCCUCAUUUUCGAAAAUCGGUCAAGCCGUUUAGUCAAUAUGGCCGCCACAAUUUUUCAUCGAAAAUCGACCAUAACUCGAAAACGGCUUGACCGAUUUUGAUCAACUCGGGCUCAAAUGAAAGCUUUCAACAAACCCUACAACUCUCUAGAACAUCCGAAGUUUCUAAAGUGACCACUAGGGGGCCUAAUCUAAAAAACAAAAUUUUCGAUGAGUUUUCGAUGAAUAUCUCGAGCACCGCUUUAUAGAAUUGCUUCAAAUUUUGAUAUGUUAUAGCAGGCUAUAAUAUCUUUCAUCAUGCCAAAAAUGAAGAAAAUCUAUGUAGCCGUUCCGGAGAUAUCGCGUUUCAAAGUUAACAUGUCAUAUCUUGAGUUGCAUAAGUCCAGCGCCCCGCGAAGUGAGGCGUUUUAUAUAUACAUAUACAAAUGUAAAGUAAAAUAUAUAUAAAUGCAUAGAUAUAUACAUUAUAUAUACAUAAAAAAAAUUAAAAGAUAAAAUUAUAUAAACUGCAAAGAUAAAAAUUAAAUAAAGCAUGGAUGGAACAGUAUAAAGCGAAAGAACGGUAAGUAAAACUUACGGGCUGUGAUUCUUUCUUUGUCAGUGA